AUGGAAAACGAAGAAGAACUUGGGGCGAAAUUUGUUGCCACCUAUUAUAGAUUGAUAUAUAGAUGUCCUUCGGCUAUACCCAAACUUUACGAUACUCAUGCAAUUUUGAGGAGAGAUCCACCAAAAACUAAUUUUCAAAUUUGCUUAUUACAACAUGAAUUAAUUCCUUUUAAACCAAAUGAAAGCAUUGUUAAAAUUUUUAGAUAUGUAACAUAUUCUGCGGGCGAAAGCCUUGUUGUUUCAGUAUAUGGUUCAAUUUUCAAUAAUUUAGGUCCAAAAAUGUUUUUCCAGCAGUUCAUGCUCAAGAAAAAUGGACUUGUUUGGCUUAUUCAUAGCGAUAUUUUCUAUAUUUUUACAUCCCAAACAAAUGAAGUUUUAUAUGGAAUAUUUGAACAGCCUCAGCCACCUGCUUUUACCCCAAUUCAGCAACCAGCCCAAUCACAGCAAAUCGUUCCCCAAUUCAAAAGAAUCUCUCAAAGCGCAAAAAGAUACGAUAAUUUCGAUCCAGAAAAAACCAUUACUAUUAUUAAUUUACCUAAUACAUAUAAUGGAAAUGACGUUGUCGCUGCCUUUAGAUGCUAUGGCAACGUAACAAGCAAAUAUUUUACUCAUAAUACAGUUUAUAUUGAAUUUGAAAACGAAGAAGAAGCAGAUGCAGCAUGUAAUUCCAGAUUACCACUUAAUAUGCCUAAUAACAGCCAUAUUAAAGUCGAAAAAGGAAUUGCCCAGAAAGAGUCGAGAGGUUCUUUCCCAGUACGUAAAUAA
This is a messenger RNA of Trichomonas vaginalis G3, 765 nucleotides long. RefSeq names its product RNA-binding domain, RBD family-containing protein. The transcript has a single exon. The record is from RefSeq and is a predicted model, not a curated record. Gene Ontology annotation, molecular function: RNA binding. The coding region runs from base 1 to 765 and encodes 254 amino acids. Lineage: Eukaryota; Parabasalia; Trichomonadida; Trichomonadidae.